Messenger RNA from Rhincodon typus (whale shark), 2536 nucleotides. It is a transcript of the gene vps52, whose product is annotated as VPS52 subunit of GARP complex. The record is from RefSeq and is a predicted model, not a curated record. Lineage: Eukaryota; Metazoa; Chordata; Chondrichthyes; Orectolobiformes; Rhincodontidae. Gene Ontology annotation, molecular function: syntaxin binding. Gene Ontology annotation, cellular component: GARP complex. Gene Ontology annotation, biological process: retrograde transport, endosome to Golgi; Golgi to vacuole transport; endocytic recycling. The transcript has 20 exons. Bases 38 to 2143 code for a protein of 701 amino acids.
GAUAAAGGUGAGGCGGCGGAGCCCGGAUGUUGUUGCUAUGGCGGCGGAAGGUGGAGAGGUGAAAGGUGACCAGGAUGAGAUGCCUGAGCUGAAUCUGGGUGAACUGGACAUAACAUCCGAUGAGUUUAUCCUGGACGAAGUGGACACACAUAUACAAGCCAAUCUGGAAGAUGAACUGGUGAAGGAGGCGUUAAAAACGGGUGUGGAUCUGAGGCACUACUCCAAGCAGGUUGAGACAGAACUACAGCACAUCGAACAUGCCUCCAUUAAGGACUACAUUAAGGAAAGUCGGAACAUUGCCAGCCUCCACAAUCAGAUCACAGCCUGUGACACCAUCCUGGAGCGGAUGGAGCAGAUGCUCAGCAUGUUCCAGUGUGACCUCAGCAGUAUCAGCUCCGAGAUCCAGACCCUGCAAGAGCAGUCCAUCACCAUGAACAUCAAGCUGAAGAAUCGCCAGUCAGUGCGCAGUGAGUUGAGCCAACUGGUCGAUGAGCUCGUCAUCCCAAACUCAAUGAUCACUACUGUUCUGGAGACAUCAGUAACUGAGCAGCAGUUUCUGGAGCAGCUCCAUGAACUCAAUAACAAGAUCAAUUAUGUGAAGGAGCAGUCCUUUAAGGAAACGCUGGCUUGUUCAGACGUGCAGGACACCCUCGACCGGUUGAAGAUUAAGGCUGUUUCGAAGAUCCGGGAAUAUAUUCUGCAGAAGAUCUACUCCUUCCGGAAGCCAAUGACAAACUACCAGGUUCCACAGAAUGCACUCCUCAAAUACAGGUUUUUCUACCAGUUUCUGCUGGCGAACGAGCGGCACGUGGCCAAGGAGAUCCGAGACGAGUAUGUUGACACCAUGAGUAAAAUCUACUUCUCCUACUUCAAGUCGUACACCAACAGGCUGAUGAAAGUUCAGUAUGAAGAGGUGGCUGACAAAGAUGACCUGAUGGGUGUCGAGGACACUGCAAAGAAAGGCUUUUUCUCCAAACCGUCGUUGAAGAAUCGCAACACCAUUUUUACGCUGGGGAACCGCGGCAAUGUUAUCUCGUCGUCGGAACUGGAAGCACCAAUCAUUGUGCCUCAUGCUGCUCAGAAAAGUGACACCCGGUAUCCCUUUGAGAGUCUGUUCCGUAGUCAGCACUACGCACUUCUCGAUAACAGCUGCCGCGAGUAUCUCUUUCUCUGUGACUUCUUCAUGGUGACUGGGAACUCUGCACAGGAUCUCUUCAACGCCAUCAUGGGAAAGACCCUCACCAUGUUCUUGAAACACGUGCACACCUACAUAGCAGAUUGCUUCGACAGCAUUGCGAUCUUUCUCUCCAUUCACAUCAUUCUCCGCUUCAAGACCAUCAUGGCCAAGAGGAACGUGCCAGCUGUCGAUAAGUACUGGGAAACCCUGCUGGAAAUUCUCUGGCCCAGGUUCGAAUACAUCCUGGAGUUGAACAUUCAGAGCAUCCGCAACACAGACCCCCAGAAGCUGGGAGCUCUCGAUACUCGGCCACACUAUGUAACAAGAAGAUACGCCGAGUUUUCUUCAGCAAUCGUAAGCAUUAAUGAAACACAUCCCAAUGAGAAGACCCACAGCCUGCUUGGACAGUUACAGGUGGAGGUCGAGAACUUUGUCCUGCGUAUGGCAGCCGAGUUUGCAUCGCGUCGAGAGCAGCUGAUAUUCCUCAUCAACAACUAUGACAUGAUGCUCGGUGUUUUAAUGGAGCGGGCAGCAGACGACAGUAAGGAGGUGGAGAGUUUCCAGCAGCUGCUCACAGCCAGGACACAGGAGUUUAUUGAAGAGAUCCUAUCGCCUCCGUUUGGUGGGAUGAUUGCGUUUGUGAAGGAAGCAGAGGUUCUCAUUGAAAAGGGCCAGCUGGAGAAACUGAAAGCAGAGGAAGGCUGGGUGGUGCAGCUUGUGCGAGGAUUUGCUGGAACCUGGAAGCAGGCGGUUGAGAAUCUCAGUCAAGACGUCAUGAGGUCUUUCACCAACUUCAGGAAUGGGACGGGGAUCAUCCAGGGAGCUCUGACCCAGCUGAUCCAGUACUACCACCGAUUCCACAAGGUGCUCUCCCAACCUCCUUUCAGGAAUCUCCCUGUGCGUUCCGACCUUAUCAACAUCCACCACCUCAUGGUCGAGGUGAAGAAACACAAGCCCAGCUUCUGACUGACCAGCUCUCUCUCUCUCUCUGGCUGCGCAGGGCAGCUACAGUCCAUCCUGAGGAGCGAGCGAUGAUGAUGAUGGUGCCGUCACAGAGUAGAGACGGUGCAGAACCGAGCAACUUGUGUUGGCUGCUGACUGGCUCCGAUCUUAAUCUGCGGCCGCACAACGUCAACAAGUUCAGAGAUUUAAAAUACUUCAUCUCCCUGAUAACUGGAAUGUUAGUGUAUUGGGAUGAACGUGCGGGGCAGUGGGGGGGGAGCUGUAAAUAGGGGUUGGGAUAAAUUCAGGACGAGGGUGGGAUUGGAUCUGAAGUGGGAAGGAAGGAAGGAACAUGUGUUGCAUUGUUCUAGGAAUGUGGCAUUGAGCUAAUCAGAGAAUUAAACCAUUGGUUCUGAA